AUCUCUCUCCUCAAAUUUGAAAAUUGUGAACAAUUCUCUGCAGUUUCUCAACUUCCACUGAUUAUCAUUAUCUCAUUCAACAAUGUCUAUGCAUUUCAUCUUUUCUUUACUGUAUCCUUUUCCGGCUAAUUAAUUCCCAAAAUUACUUCCGCUCUUGCCAAAUUUCAAAAUUUGAUCUUGAAUUCUCACUACAAGAUGACAGAUUCGCUGCUGUUCAUGAUCCUGCUUGGCCUCUUGACAGAUUUUUUAUUGGGUUAUUUACCGGUGAUGCUCUUUUAGAAUUCGUAAGAGAAGCCUUUGUAAAAAUCUGACUGAGAUUGCUGCUCAAGCUUGUGAACAGGACAGAGCUGUGAAUUCUCUGGUCUUCAAGUAAUAUGGUGGGCCAGAACGCAUAUGUUCCACCACGUUACACCCCCCUCGGGCAGUCAGAUGCAGAAGCAGAUGCAGUACCAAUGCCUGCAGAUGUUGAUCCCAGACCACAACACGACAGUAGUGUUCCAGGGCAGUGGUCUUCGGGAAUCUGUGCUUGUUUCGAUGAUAUGCAGAGCUGUUGUGUUGGGCUUAUUUGCCCGUGCUAUCUUUUUGGGAGAAACGCAGAGUCUUUGGGUUCUGGAACUCUAAUAGGAUCGUGUAUGAUGCAUUUUGUAUUAUGGGCUCUUGUGAAUACUCUAUGCUGUGUGAUGACGGAAGGUGUUAUGUUGGGCGCCCCUGGAUGCCUUGUUGCCUGUUAUGCAUGUGGCUAUCGGAGGACUUUAAGGGAAAACUACAAUUUGGAGGAAGCACCAUGUGGAGACUUUGUCACACAUUUCUUCUGUCACUUAUGCGCCAUGUGUCAAGAAUACAGAGAAAUCCGCGAAAGAUCUCAAGACCUAAAUUCCAGUAGCCGGAAUAUGGUGGAAUUGGCCGCUCCUCCUGUACAGAAUAUGGGACCAGCUUCACCAAAAUAGACUUUUCACCCUUGUAUUGUUUCUACCACUCUGAAUGCUUCUGUCAUGUCUUCAUAAUUUUUACCUCAAUUUAUGAUAUGUAUUUUUAGUUAGUUAGAAUUCAUACACACCUCCUAGACAUGUUCUUUGAAGGAGAAACGACUUACCAAUUAAUCUGAGCUUUGUCGUCCUUAAAAUCUAAUCAAUCCAAACCACACAUUUUCAAACAA
Molecule: messenger RNA, 1156 nt
Organism: Salvia hispanica
Lineage: Eukaryota; Viridiplantae; Streptophyta; Magnoliopsida; Lamiales; Lamiaceae
Source: RefSeq, a predicted model, not a curated record